GGACCAUUGGGAAGGUUAAAGGCGAAAUGGCGAAAACGGGCAAGAUCUGAACUUUGGAGGAUCCGCUGUGAGGAUUAUCGUUAACCCCGAUCUGACCGGUAACGAGGAACGGGAUCAUAGUUUGCAUCAGUGUGUCAACGAAAUAGCCGACAGUAUGGCGCGCGGUGACAGUCGUUUGGGCACCUGGCAGGUGCUACUGACCAUCUCCAUGGUCAUCACCCCCCUGUCUGCUCACGGGAGGCAUUCACCGAGCAGGCAUCAUCAUCACCACCACAACCAAUCCUCUUUGAACAAGGAGGCCCUGAACACCCGGAUGGUGCUCAGUGAUGACUCGGCCGAGAGGGACCACCUGAUAGGAGCAGGGAUCGGGGCUCAGCUCCCACUCAGCUCAACCAAACAUCACCAGUCUCACAAACGCGCCCACCUAGACGUUGAAGAGGAGGACUCACCUGUGGGGGACGAGUUCACCGCUGGAGGAGCGGGUCCAGACCAGCCCGGAAACCCCAUGUCCGAUGACGUCAUCACCGUGGAGUUUCACAGCCCUGCGCCGGAUAUUCUACCCUCUGAUGUUAGUCUGGAUUGGGCCAAAGCCCAGAAUCAAAAAGGGGGAGACCCAACUGCAUGGACCCUUUCUGACUUCUACGACGACUUGGCCCCUGAUGACGACCUCUCAGCGCUAGACACGACUCCAGAACCUGAGCCCAAACCUUCACCCCCGCCUGAAAUGGAGGAUGAAAAUCCACUCCUGGCUGGAUCUCCAGCUCUUCCUGACACCGUGAGGCCUAACAUGGAUAGCGCGACCUCCUUACCAGCUACUACCAUGCCCGGGAUGGACAAAGGUGAUGGCUUAGGCUUCGGUGGCACCAUGGGGGCCGACGGCUGCAGACUGGGCUUUGUGCGCUCUGGACCUGGAGUUUGUGUGUCUGAGUGUGACGUCAAACCCAAUUUCUGCUUCAAUGGAGGGGUUUGCACCAUGGUGGCAGGAAUGGGAGCCUUCUGCAGGUGCAAUGUGCAGGACUACAUCUGGAACAAAGGUGUGCACUGCGAUUGGGUGGUCACAGAGUUCCAGGUGAUGUGUGCGGUGGUGGGCGUGGCCUCCCUGGUGCUCAUCCUCCUUUUCAUGAUCAUCGUGUUCUUUGCCAAGAGGCUGCACGGUCUCAAGAAUGAGAACAAGCGCCUUCGCAAACGCAGUAAGUUCCGCCCACAGAACAGCGAGCCGCAGACAGACGGCCUCUCCGUUUCCACAACAGCCGACUGCUCGCAGCCAAACAGGCCGUCCACAACCAGCUAUAACUGGGAAUAUAAACCCAGACACUCUUAUAAUCACUUCCAGGAUGACUCUCACAAGCAGGAAGACCCGUCAAAGCCCCCACAGGUCAAAGAAGAGGGGUCAAUGAAUAUCCUCAACUCUCAUUCCCCCAAACACGAGAACAACCGUCCAACCUCUGUUGCUCACGACCAGGGCCACACCCCGAACCACACCGAGGAAAAUGCCGAGGAUGAAGUCACUAUUGGCCUGGAAGUGCUCCUCCCCAAAGAGGCCAAGCUCCACUCAGAGACCAGCUCACCUCUUCAGUAUGACGUCUUCCUGUACAAGGUUGCCAACAAUGGAGACUCCGCCUCUCCCAGCCAAGCCCCUCACACUCGCAGUGCCACGUCUAACGCCUCUCAGCCAAUACCUAAAUCGGCCACACCACCCAUGACGCCCAAAUCCGCCAAGGUGCCUAAGUCGCCCAAAUCACCCAAAAACACCAAGGAACACUCUAGUAACCAUGACCCCUUGCCCGGGAGGCACUCCUCACCUUGCCGUCACCCCUCUCCCGGUCGCCACCCGUCACCCAGUCAUCACUCCACUCCUAGUGGCUCCCAUCACUCUCUCUCUCAUAACAAAUGCAUGCCCACCUCCUCCACCCCACCUCAGUUCCGCAGGCCCAGAGGUCGGUCGCUACUCCCCGGCUCAGAGUGCUCUGGGACUGGAAGAGAGUACCAGACUGGACACAUUCGUCCAUCACCCUCCUCCCCUCACCUCACCCAACCUCCACCAUCCCCAUCCAGGGUGAAGUACAGCCCGGUCAGCACUCGAUCUCUGCCACUACUCUCUUGACCUGACCUCGACCCAGAAUCAUACAUUCACACGCACAAACAUCUGUCUUGAUCUAAUCAGCAAUAUGUCCAUCAUAGCUCUAACUUUUAUAUGAGUGAUAUAUAGAUUAUCCAUCCAUCUAUCAUCUAUCUUUGCACCCUGCCCCUCAUGUUCAUACAGAGGAGGAGCAUGCUAUAUGGUCUUGUUCCAUGGAGCCAGUAAACUAGAACAACUCUGCAUACGCCACAUUCUCUCAAACUCAGACAUGGAUGCCCCAAAAUACACACGUAGAACACCACGGGGUGGCUGCAGCCAAACAUUCACACCCUCAUGUAAAUAAUAAUAACCUCUCAAAGCUCAGGUUUCUGCUCAUACAAGCACAAAAUGAACCACUACAUGUGAAUAUGUUCUCCAUGGUGCCAACGUCAGUAAGGUGUCAUAUAGGUUUACACCAUUAGCCUUUGUAUUAUCAAUGGUUGAUAUAAGUAUUUUGCUAUUCACUGUUUAAGAUUAUUUCAUGUUUUCACAGGCGUUUUGGUAUGUUUUCAUGUUUCUAAUCCUCAAUAAAUG
Molecule: messenger RNA, 2653 nt
Organism: Pseudoliparis swirei
Lineage: Eukaryota; Metazoa; Chordata; Actinopteri; Perciformes; Liparidae
Gene: cspg5b
Product: chondroitin sulfate proteoglycan 5b
Exons: 7
Coding region: 155-2104 (649 amino acids)
Biological process (GO): nervous system development
Source: RefSeq, a predicted model, not a curated record